Molecule: messenger RNA, 2999 nt
Organism: Linum trigynum
Lineage: Eukaryota; Viridiplantae; Streptophyta; Magnoliopsida; Malpighiales; Linaceae
Source: the annotation of a GenBank genome assembly
AUUGACGAGCACAGAAAGUCUAGAUGAGGUCACGAGUCCCCGAAUCCACUUCCUAAAACGAGUGUGGAUUGUCGAACGUGUAGGUUUUUGGCAAUAUUCAGCAGCGGAUUGAGAGGAUUCUUAAGCAGAUCAAGGAUAUUGAUGAUGAGGAAGAGAGAGGACCGAUUGAUGAAAUCAAGAAUAAUGAUAGGAGCUUGCUAAGAUGUGAGUUGGACAAGAUUCUUUUGAUGGAAGAAAUCUCUUGGAGGCAGAAGGCUAGAGAUUUUUGGUUCCAGGUUGGAGACAAAAAUUCCGCUUAUUUCCAUCGAGUGGCUAACUAUAACCAGAGGAAGAAGUUGAUUCAAGUGCUGAAAGUUGACGGACAGGUGCUGGUGGAUAAGGUGGAUAUCAAAAAUGCUUUUAUUACCCAUUUUCAACAGCGAUUCACGGAACCUCUUGUCAACCGGCCUUUCCCUGUGGACUUCAAGAAGGAUUUGUUCUCUCUGGAUGAUAACUUUCAGCUCACUUUACCUUUUUCGGAAUUGGAAGUUUGGGAUGCUGUGAAUUCUUGUGGUAACAACAAAGCCCAUGGCCCCGAUGGUUUCACAAUAGAGUUCUUCAAGAAAGCUUGGAGCAUCGUUAAGAAUGAUUUGGUAAAGGCGGUUGAUGAGUUUUACAUUACGGGGUUCGUACCUGAUUCUAUUGGGCAUUCCUUCUUGUGCCUAAUUCCCAAGAAAGAAUCUGCGGAAGGUCUUAAUGAUUUUCGACCGAUUAGCCUCGUUGGUAGUCUUAACAAGAUUAUUUCUAAGCUCUUGUUCAGAAGGCUUCGACCCUUUAUGAGCAAGGCUAUCUCUCCUCAGCAGUUCGCAGGGAUUAAGGGAAGACAGAUACACGAGGCUGGUUUGAUUGCAAACGAACUGGUGGACAGUAUAAGGAGAAGUGGCAGACCGGGCCUAAUUUUAAAACUCGAUAUUGAAAAGGCGUUUGAUUCCGUGAGUUGGGGCUGUCUUCUUCGGAUUCUUCAGAACAUGGGUCUCCACACUUGAAUGCCAACGUUUUUCCCGGUUACAACGCAUAUAAUCGAGGCUGCCUUACUUUUAUAAAUAUGUGCGAAAUUCAUGAAAAUAAGAUCGUGAUUUUGUGACCCUGUCAACAGAUACCUGGCCCCCCUUAAAUUUGAAUUGUGAAGCUUGAAUCAAAGUUAUGUAAAGAGUAUAUAUCUUAUCACUUAAGUCACACUUAAUGAUUGGAUAUGGGGAGGUUGGAGUGGAGUGGAUUUAAAAAGAGGGCAUAUAACAUGCAUUGAUAUACAAAAACAAAAGGAUAUUAAUAUCAAUAGGUGGCCAUUAGCCCAAUAAGUUUAGGGUAAUGUGUACUUAAAAAAGGGGGUUUUGGUUGAGAUCUCAAAUCUGAUCCCUAUUUAGCUAUAUAUAUGCCAAACUUUCUCAGCCUAUUGAACUAGGAGUGGUUGAGAUAUAUAUGUACUUAGCUUAAUUAUUGAUUGGUUGGAUCUCUAAUCGUCAUUAGUCUUUCUAUAGGAUUAUUUAUCUAUCUAUCAAUACUCUGUUUAGUUUCCCUUAAUUACAAUCCUUCCUGCCCGCAGCUGCUGCAUGUGCCAAACUUAAUUGUGAAACAAAUAAUGUGUAAUUAUAAACAGUUCCAAAAAGAUUCCUCUCAUGUUUCAUGCUCAGGAUGUUCCUAUCAUUAUUUAGGCACUAAUUAAUUUUUAUUAGUUGUCAAUGAUAUUUCCUUUCUAUAGAUUACAAGUGAACUUCCGAGAGUAAAAAAAUCAAUUUUUGUUGAGAGUGGGAUUUGAACCCACGCCCUUUCGGACCAGAACCUUAAUCUGGCGCCUUAGACCAACUCGGCCAUCUCAACUCAAUGUGUAGUAUUGCAAAAUUUGAUUCAUAUAGUUUAAAUAUAAAUUUCUUCAACUUGUUAUUUGUCUUAUGGUAAUGGAGAUAACUCUGGGCUAGCAGGCAUGCUUGUGUAUCAAUCGGCCCACAGCAGUGGGUUCGUGGAAUCGGCUCAUAGUAGUGGGUUCCUAGAUAGCCCAAGUAGGCUUGGAACAUAGAUUGCUAGAACGAGAUGGCACCCAUGGAAGCCCACAGUUGAAGGUCUCCACCUGCUCCUAACUUCUUUGACUGGGCAAGGGUUUGAGUGGGCUUUUGAAGUAAUCAUCUUCGGUAAAUUUUCUUCAAUUAUCUGUCUACUACACUUUUUGGCUUUCCUUCCAUUGGGUCUAGGGAUAGGGAUGGCAAUGGGUCGGGUUGGGCGGGUUUUACCAAACCCAAAUCAAUGGGUUUAUCCGCCAAAAAAAUUUGGGAUAAAAUCGUUGGGUUUGAAAAACUCAAACCCAACCCAACCUGCUGGGUAUCCGUGGGUUUAUGGGUACCCGUGGGUUUUUGUGUAAAAAAUUUACGAUAACAAGUUUCAUUCAAAAUAAAAGUCUAACAUAAAAUUACUCAUACAAAUUAUCUAUACAAAAAACACUAAUCUAGAGCAUACAAGCAAACCGCAAAUUAUCAAUACAAAUUGUUCAAAUUAAAGAUAAACAUCUAUAAACAACAUGAUUAAUUGAAAGCUUCUUCCUUCUUGUCAGUUGAAGAAAUAAACAACAUGAUUAAUUGAAAGUUUCUUCCUUCUUGUCAAUUAAACUUCUUCACUCUCCACUCCAUAAUAUCAAAUUAGACAUGUCUCCACAAACAUAAAGAAUAUUAGUUGUUUAAGAAAGAUAUAUAUUGCUUAGAAUAUUAAAUAUAACAAAAAAAUUAAUUAUAUGAGUGUGGGCGGGUACCCAUGGGUGGGUAUAUCUAAACCCAAACCCAACCCGACCCGUAAUCGAUAUAGCGGGUUUAAACCCAAACCCGGCCCAAAACCCGUCAACACAGGUUUUACCCGCGUUGACCGGAUUGGGUCGGAUAAAGUACUCGUGACUUCGGAUUUUGUUGCCAUCCCUAAUUGGGUCUAACUCUUCGCCGUCGGCAAGAAUUGAUCGGCAAAAAACUAGGUAACAAGAC